Messenger RNA from Dreissena polymorpha, 2431 nucleotides. RefSeq lists its product as uncharacterized. Bases 516 to 1457 code for a protein of 313 amino acids. NCBI's taxonomy places the organism in Eukaryota, Metazoa, Mollusca, Bivalvia, Myida, Dreissenidae. The record is from RefSeq and is a predicted model, not a curated record. The transcript has a single exon.
UAUAAACCACCACUUGUAUCGCGCUAAGCGAUAUGCGACCUGGCGUUUAAUUUCAUACGGGCUGUCGAUGUUUAAUAACCAAGUGUAUUGAAAACAAGAUAAUUACUUAUUCAAAUAAAUAAAUUGAAAGGGUACGCUUUUCGCUGUCGCUUUUACGUGGGAUUAAUAUAGACGGCGUUUUUUUCUUUCACAUACUUUUAAUUUCAAAAAGUGUCGCGACUUGUCAGUUUACUAUUCAAAGAUUCCAACUAUUAAGAGGAAUUUAUUUCACACGAGUGUUGUAUGUACUGAAAGUAUAUACAUUUCGCAUUAACAUUCGAGACAUUGAUUUCACUGUAUUGGAUUUGUACGUGUCAUUUAAGCAUUUCGAGCCCGUCUUAUUCGAAAUCUAAAAUUGAAUGAAAAAACAACAAUUAUUGAAGGCGGAAAAAUAAGUGCUUAUACAAUGGACGUAUCAAAACAAUCAUAUUACUGAAAAAGGUGUUUCGCAUUAUUUGAAAGUUCCUACCAGCAGUAUGAUUCCAUCGAGUAAACGAACGUAUACUCGGAAACUAGGCUCCUAUGUUCCGGAAAGUCGUGUUGAACUGCAUGCGGAAAAGGCCUUGUUCCGAAAUCAGACGCAACUCCUUCGAGACUUGUGCGAUCGUCAAACGAAAUUCAGCAGGCGUCAUCCAUUUCAGUUCCCAAGCGAGGGUUCGUUUAAUCCUAUCAUUCAGUCGAUUUUAAAACGGUCAGGCGCUCUUCAGCAAAUGAGGCAGCAUGAAGAAAGUCACGUGACAGUUGAUGCUAAAAAUAACAUUUCUCCGGAAGUAAGAUGGUUGCUUACGCGGAGUGCCCGUAUGCAAAGAGUAAACAACGCGGGAUAUUCAACGUUCCAAAAUAAGAUCAAAGACAAGGUAGUGUCAGCAGAUGGGAGAAAACGUGAGUUUAGCUUGCAAAGACAGCGAUCUAUGUGUUUGCGAACCGAACGAUCGGACACACCACUGUCACAAAGACUUCAGUGUGAUGUACUAGGACCGAAAUUUUGCACUGACUGCACGGAAAUUGACCAAAAGAAGGCUGUUCUUAGAAAACAGCAAGCACGUUUUCCACGAAUCGAAGUCCACACGCGUUCACUAGUGGCACCAGAAAAGGUGGAGAAAAUUUUUCUUUCUCAUCCAAAUGAAAUGUUUCAUCAACAAAAGAGAUAUGCCUGCGGCUGUACAUAUGAUCCAAAACUAGAAAUAACCACUCCCCUUGUUUACACGCCGCAUGAAGUGUUUCAGCGAAUACGCAGACGAAAGCAACUUCUUUAUGGUGACUUAAUGGACGACACAUUCAAGACAAGCUCAAACAAUUAUGACGGUACGAACAGUAUUCCCAGAAAACCGACGUAUUAUCAAGAAAAGACUGAACCACCAAUGGACAUGACCGUUUCUGUAAAGUUUGUCAAUGAAGGAUCAGUUAACACAAUGUAGAAAAAAUAAGCAAUAUCAAUUCCAUGUUUCAAAACUGAUGGAUUAUUUUUGUACAUGGGGUUUUGUUAUUGUACAUAAACAGCUUAUCAAAAGUGGGAGUUAUGAUGAAGACCUGACAGUUCGAAUAACAUUUCAUUCACAUUGGAACACGUUUCGCCAUUGCAGCCUCCGUAGCUUCGUAGUCGGAUAACCAGAAGCAUAAAGUGGAACCAUUAAUUGUUUCUCGAGUUUCUUGAGGAUCGUUUCGGAGUUUCCAAAGUCUUCAAACGCUUGUACACAUUGUGCAUGGCAUAGUUAUAAAACAACCUACAAGCUUAUCCUCUGGUGAAUUAAAACUUCAAGAACAAACCUAUUUAUAUAUUACCUUUGAUCCUAUCCGAAACCUUUAAGACGUAUUCGCUGUGUUAUAGCUGCUAUUGGGACAUAUUCCCACUAAAUCAUGCUUUUACCAAAUGUCACCCCAAACGGUUUGUGCUUUGUUGUUUAAAAUAUGUGGGGAACUUCCGAUCAUUGUAAACUCCUGAAACUGUACUAAAAGGCCAUUUAAACCAUCAAAGUAAGUGUUAAACCAUUGUUUAAAUGGUCGACUUGAGACCCGAUGCUUAAAUGUUUCAAGCAAAACUACAGUGAGUGGAAAACUUAGAAAUAAUACAAGCAUCCGUGAAAAGGCAUGCAAAUCGCCCAUCAAGACGACUUCUUGUUGUUAUGCUAAGUUUGGAAAGAAUAGACAGUGUUUGUUAAAGUUCGCUUUGAAUUGGGCCUGUGAAUAAAGGGGUAUGAAGCUUACCGUUGUAUUACAUGUACAGUAUUUUUUGCAAAUAUCAUUUCGACUAGUUAUGUAUAAAAUAAUUAUAUCAAGUUAAAAUUAAACAAUACAUGUAUUAUUAACAGACUAUAAAUGUAAAAAUGCAUGUUACAUAUUUUUAUAGAUUAUUUUAUGAGAUUUAUAAGAAAAAUAAAGCUGGCAACAAGUU